UAGUUUAACUUUUUUUGGUCCACUUUAUCCUAUCAUUGCCUAUAUGUGGUGCGAACCAUCUCUCCCUCAAUCCAAGUCACGCUUUCACACUACAAAACUGGAGAGAAGCCCAAUAAGCGAGCAAGGAAUCUAGAAAAAUCCAAGAGAGAAAGAAAAAAAAAAAAAAAAAAUGGGGAUCGUUGAAGAAGCUCACAACGUCAAGGUUCUAGGAACCGGAGUUCAAAACCUUGUCCUAGCUCAUGGCUUUGGUACCGACCAGUCUGUGUGGAAGCACCUUAUUCCUCACGUCGUUGACAACUACCGAGUUGUUUUGUACGACAACAUGGGUGCAGGUACUACCAACCCCGAGUACUUCGAUUUCGAACGCUACUCGACUCUUGAGGGACACGCCUAUGACUUGCUUGCCAUUCUAGAAGAGCUGCAAAUUGAGUCCUGCAUCUUUGUGGGUCAUUCAGUCUCGGCCAUGAUCGGUGCCAUCGCUUCCAUCUCUCGCCCCGAGCUCUUCUCUAAGCUCGUCAUGAUCUCCGCCUCUCCAAGGUACUUGAAUGAUGUGGAUUACUAUGGAGGAUUUGAGCAAGAAGAUCUGGACCAGUUAUUCGAAGCGAUGAGGUCAAAUUACAAGGCAUGGUGUUCUGGGUUCGCACCACUAGCCGUGGGCGGAGACAUGGAUUCAGUGGCGGUCCAAGAAUUCAGCAGGACCCUAUUCAACAUGAGACCAGACAUAGCCUUGAGCGUAGGCCAAACUAUAUUCCAAUGCGAUAUGAGACAAGUACUAGGCUUGGUGACCGUGCCUUGCCACAUAAUACAGAGCAUGAAGGACUUGGCCGUGCCGGUCGUGGUGUCGGAAUACUUGCAUCAGAACCUCGGCGGCGAGUCAAUCGUCGAAGUCAUGUCAUCGGAUGGUCAUCUUCCCCAGUUGAGCUCGCCGGACGUCGUGGUUCCGGUGCUUCUCAGGCACAUUCGUUUCGAUAUUGCUGUAUGAAUUAUUAUGAUAGUUUGUGUUUGUGCUUUUUGGUGAAAUGGGCUGUGCAAAGUUCGUGUGAUCUUCAAUCACUAUCGUGGUUCAGUGGUGACCCAACACCUGUCCGCAUUAGUACCCAAUCGUGCGGGAGAGUCACAUCACUUCACAGAGCUCAGUAAUAAUGUCUCUGGCUAGCUAAUCUUAUUGCACUAUUCUUGUUCUAGAAACUUUUUUCUUUUUUUAAUUUAUUAUUAUUAUUUAUUUUCGUACUUUCUUUCUUCUUUAUAGGAGCUCGUUUCCCACAUUUGAUCUUGGCGUAUAGUUAGAAAUCCGUACGCUUGGGACUUUCCUCUUUUAUCCUUUGGCAUGUGCUUUAAUUAUUAAUUAAAAAUAUUAUUCUUAA
This is a messenger RNA of Quercus robur (English oak), 1364 nucleotides long. RefSeq names its product probable esterase KAI2. The transcript has 2 exons. The record is from RefSeq and is a predicted model, not a curated record. Lineage: Eukaryota; Viridiplantae; Streptophyta; Magnoliopsida; Fagales; Fagaceae. Gene Ontology annotation, biological process: response to karrikin. Bases 170 to 982 code for a protein of 270 amino acids.